AUGGAGGCAGACGAUGACCCAGGGACGCCCAGGUCACGGGGCCAGGAUUCAUAUCACAACAGCGAGAGAUUUUAUUACGACAGCCCAGGAGCGCCCAGGUCACAGGGCCAGGGUUCGUAUUACGGCAGCCCAGGAGCGUCCAGGUUACAGGGCCAGGGUUCGUAUUACGACAGCCCGGGAGCGCCCAGGUCACAGGGCCAGGGUUCGUAUUACGACAGCCCGGGAGCGCCCAGGUCACAGGGCCAGGGUUCGUGUUACGACAGCCCGAGAGCGCCCAGGUCACAGGGCCGGGUAAGGUAUUAUGACAUCCCACCAUCACCUAGAUCACGAAGCCAGGCACUGUAUCAUAACGACCUAGGAGCACACAGGUCAGGUUACGACAAUGACGACUACAGCUACAGAAGAGGUAGAGGCAGCCGCAGACAUCGACGCAGUCCGUCAGAAAGAGGCAGUCGCAGACGUCUACGCGGUCCGUCAGAAGGAGGCAGCCGCAGACAUCCACGCAGCCCGUCAGAAAGAGUCAGCCGCAAACGUCGACGCAGCUCGACAGAAAAAACUGGUGAGCACUAUGAUAGUUAUAUGAAACGGCCAAGGUUAUCAGAAUCAAACGGGGAAAAUCGCGACUCUGCUGUCCUAGAUAAGUUUCUUGAUGUGUUGAAGGAGUUUAAACGGUCUGAUAAACCGAAACUUUCCUUUAAUACUAAUGUUGUACCCGAAUUCGACCCGAUGUCAAAGGAACAGACUGUAUUAAAUUGGCUUACAAAGGUCGAAGAAUGCGCCAGUAUAUACCAAUGGGACGAUAGGGAAUUGAUCCACUAUGCUCUCCCCAAACUCACGGGCGUUGCAAAAACCUGGUACCAAGGUCUGUCUAGCGUCUUAUUCACAUGGCCCGAGUGGAAGAAAAAGCUCAUUGAAUCAUUUCCCUGUCGCGAGGAUUUCGCUGAGAUUCUUACAGAAAUGCUCUCAAAAAGGGCCCGUUAUGGAGAAUCACUGGAACAGUACUAUUACGCGAAGGUAAAUCUCCUAAACAGGUGCAAAAUAUACGGGAGACAAGCUGUUGAUUGUAUUCUCUACGGCGUCGAUGAUCGCGCAGUAAAAGUAGGUGCUCAAGCAGCCCAGUUCUCUGAACCUGAACAAGUCCUGAAGUAUUUUAGAACAGUGAAGGUGGGACAGAUAAGAGACAAAGAUAUUCAAGAUUCUUCUCGAAAGUUUCGCCAAAAUGACUACAGGAAUAAGUCUGCCCGGCCUCAGAUGUCGAAGGACGCAUCGAAAGACAACUCUAACAACGGCGAGCUAUGUUUCAAUUGCAGUGAAACUGGACACCGCGCCAGUAAAUGUAAGAAACCUACUGCCACAUGCACAUAUUGCGACAAAAGGAAUCACUUGGCAGAGCACUGUUUUAAGCGACUGCGCGAGGCUAACGAUGUGAAAGUGGAGGAAGCACGAGGGAAAGAGCGUAAGGAGAAGCAAGUUGCCGCAGUACAGGUGGGUGACGCAAAUAAUAAAUAUAAAAUGGACGUCAAAGUUAACAAUUCUACGAUUAAAUGUUUUGUAGAUCUAGGCAGCGAAUGCUCGCUAAUAACGAUUAAUGCAGCCAAACAGUUAAAUCUGGAUAUUGACACAUCUGAGGAACUCCCAGUACUGAACACCGUAGGAGCUAAUUUGGUAUCACCUGUGGUUAUAGUAACAAGCAGUGUCGAAGUUCAAGGCAUAAAGGAAGUUAUUGAUCUAUAUGUCGUUGAAAACCAUGUGAUUAAACGACCAGUUUUACUGGGCCAUUCCUUCACAGAAAAACCGGACAUCACAAUAAUUAAAACUUCAAAAGAACUUAUCUUCAUCAAGACCGCAAAUGGCAAGUUACACCUGAAGGUGGGUAAUCAAGUCUCCCUGCCAUGCAAUAUGUUGACACCAGUCACUGUGGAGUCGACGUCUCUCGUUACUGGAACCAUUAUCAUUAACGGCUCACUAAGAGGAGCAGAAGGAAAAAAAUAUUACUUGCUCCCGGGACAAUACGACAUCAACUCCGGUACCAGCACACUGCUCCUUCUGAAUGCAUCGUCUGACGUAAUUACUCUGAAUAGUGGUUUACUUUUGACGCGUGCCGAGUUCAAGCCAGCCGACGACGGUGACGACACCACAUACGACUGCUGUGGGGUGACAUUCGAUGAAAAGAAGGUUGAUGAGUCAGUUAACUGUGGUCCAAGUGUGACCAAGGAAGAACGUCUGAAGCUUCAACAACUUUUGUCCAAAUACGGCGAUUGCUUUUCCAAAAGUCUCGAUGACCUAGGCUUCACGAAGGUAUCAGAAAUGGUUAUCGAACUUGAAGAGUCAACUCCGGUGGUUUACCGCCCAUACCGUAUGUCAUACGCCGAAAGAACACUGGUAAGAAAUAUGGUUCAAGAAAUGCUCGAUAGUGAGAUUGUAAGGGAGUCUUCGUCACCAUAUGCGAGCCCUAUAGUUCUAGUCCAAAAAAAGACCGGCGAGAAGCGCUUGUGCGUGGACUACAGGGCCCUUAACCGCAAAACUAAGAAGGACCAUUACCCACUCCCCAGAGUUGAAGAUCAACUGGACCAGCUCUCCGGAAACACGUUAUUCACUUCCCUGGAUUUGGCAUCGGGAUACUAUCAGAUCCCUAUUUCGGAGGAGUCACGACAUAAAACAGCUUUUGUCACACCUGACGGACAAUAUGAGUAUAACCGGAUGCCGUUCGGACUUGUCAAUGCGCCGUCAGUGUUCCAGAGGACAAUAAACAAAAUUUUGUCGGAAGCCAAAGUUAAGUAUGCCAUUGUCUAUAUGGACGACAUUUUAAUCCCGUCAAAAGAUGUUGAUGAGGGAUUACAAAGACUGGCAGAAGUGCUUAACUUACUCAAGGAAGGAGGCCUAACGCUAAAAUUAAAUUGCAAUGCCCUCAGAUAUACACUUACCAAACGCGACGUUAUUUCACGGGUGGCAAGAUGGUGGGUACAGAUACAAGAAUAUGAUUGUUCCAUCGAAUAUCGACCCGGUGCACGCAUGCUACACGCAGAUGCACUUAGUCGCCACCCUGUUGACGACAGCGUACAAGAAUCUCACGUUCUGGAUGUACUACUCACUACGGAAGUGAGUGACCAAGACUGGAUCUCGACUGUCCAGAGCGCGGAUGCAGAAAUUAAAAAAAUAAAGGAAACACUCAGUGACCCAAAUUCCGAACAGGUAAUUGACUACCUUAAUAACUAUAAACUUAAAAAUGACCGUGUCUACCGUAUCGUGGCUGACGAAUUAAAAUGGGUAGUGCCAAAGAGUGUUCGCUGGCAAAUACUUCAAAAGAACCACGAUGAUGUCGGACAUUGUGGGUUUGACAAAACACUUCAGGAAACACUAUUGGUUCGCCAAAAUGAGACGGUUCGUUAAAAAGUAUGUCGCA
This is a messenger RNA of Cydia strobilella, 3403 nucleotides long. RefSeq lists its product as uncharacterized. NCBI's taxonomy places the organism in Eukaryota, Metazoa, Arthropoda, Insecta, Lepidoptera, Tortricidae. Gene Ontology annotation, molecular function: zinc ion binding; nucleic acid binding. The record is from RefSeq and is a predicted model, not a curated record. The coding region runs from base 1 to 3390 and encodes 1129 amino acids. The transcript is spliced from 2 exons.